Molecule: messenger RNA, 744 nt
Organism: Phytophthora infestans T30-4
Lineage: Eukaryota; Oomycota; Peronosporomycetes; Peronosporales; Peronosporaceae
Exons: 2
Coding region: 1-744 (247 amino acids)
Source: RefSeq, a predicted model, not a curated record
AUGGCGCAUGGUGGAGGCACAACCAAGAUCGCUGGGUUCCGCAGCAUGGCCGAGUUCGUGCACACCGCUACGGUGGAUUACAUGAGAGCGGAACUAUUUUUUGACCCAAAGCUUGCCGCUGCGUGGGAGGCGAAGCAGUGCCAAAGUCGCUGGAACUCCAUCUUUCGUCGCUAUCGUGCGGCACGGUACAAACUGGAUAACCAGACGGGGUUUGGGCUCACAGAAGAGAUGGUUGCAAAGGGAAUGACGGUCGAUGAUCUUGCAGAGGAAAGUUGCCCAUGCUUUCAUCGAAUUGAUGCGCUCUUCGGCGCAAAGUCUAAUGUCGCACCCCCUUCAGAGAUGAGCGAGCCAUCCAUGACUUCUAGUCAGAAUAGUACCGUGAAUGAUACCGGCUACGACCAGGAGAAUGUGAGCCCAAACGCUCAGAAGAGUGCGGCAUACCGACCACUCAAUUUGAUAAACACCACAGAACAGGAUCACACUUCUCAACAGCCUACUAUGGCCACGAUAGCGAAGCCAACUGCAAAGAAGUCCACUCCGGCGACGAAGACUUUCAAAAGCGCCGCAAAAACGAAGGCAACCACGGCUGCAGAGACAAAAGGAGUCGACAAAGCCAUGUGCUACAAGCGCAAGGACUUCGGUAGCGUUUACACAGAGGCAUCCAAGAAGCGCCAAGCCUUUAACGAGAAGAAACUUAAGGUGCAGAUGCAAUGGAAAGAAAAAAUGCUGCUGGAGGAGCCUUGA